Messenger RNA from Talpa occidentalis (Iberian mole), 867 nucleotides. RefSeq names its product CD80 molecule (gene CD80). Gene Ontology annotation, cellular component: external side of plasma membrane. The transcript is spliced from 6 exons. Gene Ontology annotation, biological process: cellular response to lipopolysaccharide; immune response; negative regulation of T cell proliferation. NCBI's taxonomy places the organism in Eukaryota, Metazoa, Chordata, Mammalia, Eulipotyphla, Talpidae. The record is from RefSeq and is a predicted model, not a curated record. The coding region runs from base 1 to 813 and encodes 270 amino acids. Gene Ontology annotation, molecular function: coreceptor activity.
AUGGGUUCCAUAAGAAGUGGUUCAAAUAGCCUACAGAUGAAAGGAUUAAGAAAUGUGGGCAUCAUCCAGGUAAACAAGACAGUGAAAGACAAAGCAGCACUCCCCUGUAAUUACAACAUUUCCUCGGAACAGCUGGCAAGCGUUCGCAUCUACUGGCAAAAGGGAGAUGAAGUGGUGAUGACUAUCGUGGCUGGAGAAGUAAAGUGGUGGCCCAAGUAUAAGAACCGCACCUUCUCCCUCGCCAACAACCUCUCCAUCAUGAUCCUGGCUCUGCGCCCGUCAGACAAUGGCACGUACACCUGUGUUGUUCAGAAGCAGGAUAAAACGUCUUACAAAUUGGCACACCUGAAUGAGGUGACAUUAUUUGUCAGAGCUGACUUCCCUGUCCCCAGUAUAACCGACCUUGGAAGUCCAUCUUCUAAGACUAAAAGAAUAAGUUGCUCAACCUCUGGAGGUUUUCCAGAGCCUCACCUCUCCUGGUGGGAAAAUGGAGAAGAAUUAAAUGCCACAAACACAACACUUUCCCAGGAUCCUGACACCGAACUCUAUAGUAUUCACAGUGAAAUGGAAUUCAGUGUGACGACCAACCACAGCUUCGUGUGUCUUGUCAAGUAUGGAGAUUUUACAGUGUCGCAGAAGCUCAACUGGAAAAAAAAUGAGCCGGAACCUCAUCAUUCCUCCAAGAACUGGACUUAUGCCUUAAUAGUUGUGUGUUGUGUGAUCAUUCUAAUAAUAAUCAUGUAUUACAUUUGUUGUAGAACACGAAUAGCGGGAGCAUGGCGAGGAGCUACCGUACCUCCAGAAGAUAUAUAGAAGAAUCAGACCGAACAUCUAAAGGGCUCUGGACUGAUACUGCCGGCCUCGCCA